AAAAGCAAAACUUUUAUUGAAGAAAAAAAGAUACCAAGAGCAAUUACUUGAUAAGACAGACAACCAGCUUGAUAACUUAGAUAGGCUAGUUCAGGAUAUUGAAUUCAGUCAAGUAGAAAUGCAGGUAGUAGAAGGACUCAAAGUGGGAAAUGAUUGCCUCAAGAAAAUGCACCAGAUGAUGUCUAUUGAGGAUGUAGAAAGAAUAAUGGAAGAAACACAAGAAGGCAUUGAAUAUCAGAGAGAAAUUGACGAAUUACUUGCUGGUAGUCUAACAGAUGAAGAUGAAGAUGCAAUACUAGCUGAGUUAGAAGCCAUUACACAACAAACUGAUGAUGUACAACUUCCUGAUGUACCUGCUGAUAAAUUACCACAUAUUGAAG
Molecule: messenger RNA, 380 nt
Organism: Saccoglossus kowalevskii
Lineage: Eukaryota; Metazoa; Hemichordata; Enteropneusta; Harrimaniidae
Product: charged multivesicular body protein 6-A-like
Biological process (GO): late endosome to vacuole transport via multivesicular body sorting pathway; vesicle budding from membrane
Cellular component (GO): ESCRT III complex; multivesicular body
Source: RefSeq, a predicted model, not a curated record